CCUACAUCCAUAUGAACACGAUAUCACUGGGAAUGGAGACACUUUUAGCUCUUGCGGUGGUAGGGUCUUGGAAAUACUUGGCAGCAUCCUGGAUAAGACGAAAAAUCGAGCAGCAGUUCCAGUAUUUUGGCACCGUGUCCUGUUUAAAUCUGUACCCAGUAAAAGGAUGCCACGCUACACGCGUGAAAUCAGCGAAAUGUGGGCCACGAGGGUUGGAAGUCAACGGGGUAAUGGACAGGUGUAUUAUGGUAGUAGAUAAACAGACGGGUCUUGGUCAGUAUAUGAGACAUUUUCCAAAGAUGACCUACAUAAACAUUACAGUGGAAGGAGAAGCAAUUGUUUUGGAUGCCCCAGGAAUGGAAACACUGAUUCUCCCGCACAGUCCAGACAGAAACUGUACAAAGUUCCUCUGCGAGAUACACGCCUGUAAGCUUUUGGUUCGAGACUUUGGUGACAAAGCUAGCAAAUGGAUCGGUAAAUACCUCGGGAACGAUAAUCUGAGACUUGUAUAUUUCCUGGAAAAUAACAACAGAUUAACCAUAGAGACGGAGAACAAUCGUCGACAGGGAAACAUCAAAAUUUCACAGGAGGAUAAAAUUUCGUUUUCCUGUAUCUCGUCAUAUUUACUGGGGAACGAGAGAACCUUAGAAGAAAUUUCCAGACGGACCACGGAGCCGGUCAAGAUGGACAACUUCAGACCUAAUAUUGUUAUUGACGGUCUGUCGCCCUUUGAGGAGGACACGUGGUCUCAGAUACGCAUCGGAGAGGACACUAUAUUUCGCUGUCAGGAACCUUGUAAAAGAUGCAUGGUAACAACUAUAGACCCAGUCACAGCAGAAAGAAGCCAGAGAAACGAACCACUGAAAACUCUAAAAACAUAUAAAGAGGAAGUGGGCGGGGUUCCGACCAGUUUCGGUGUAUAUGCAGCCGUGGAGUCUGGAGGGGAGAUUCAAGUGGGGGAUCAAGUUUACGUCCUUAAGUGAUAUUGGAAACAUUAAAAAAUACAUCUCAGGGCGUUAAUGUUUUUCUUUGUCCAAUAUCACAGAUGGUUUUCUA
Molecule: messenger RNA, 1056 nt
Organism: Saccostrea echinata
Lineage: Eukaryota; Metazoa; Mollusca; Bivalvia; Ostreida; Ostreidae
Product: mitochondrial amidoxime-reducing component 1-like
Exons: 7
Coding region: 12-983 (323 amino acids)
Molecular function (GO): molybdenum ion binding; catalytic activity; pyridoxal phosphate binding
Source: RefSeq, a predicted model, not a curated record